UGAAAUGCCACAUCAACCGGUCAUGUUUUGGUGGACAGUAUUCUUGUUCAUCCAACUGGUGUCAGUUUGCUCUACUGAAGAUUACGUCCCAUGGGAAACCGUCAAAACACUUCCUACAGGCGCGGUAGAAGACGGUGAAAAUUUUCAAGCAAUCUAUAUGUUUACGUUUCCGCAGAAUUUUCGCUGUGAUGAUAGUACUCAGGUGAAAACGUAUAUUGAGUACUUGCAGAAACCACCGAAAGGGGAUAACGAUCUAUGUCGAAUGAGACCAUCAAAAAGGAUAGAGUUAAGAUGCAGAAGAAGACAAAAGUUUUUGCAUGAAGAACAUUGGAUUGAGCAGACAUUAGAUGAUUUUAUAAACGAAACUACCAACGUUCAUGCAAAGACGGCGGCCCAAUGUGUCAGAGAUCUAUUGGAUAAAGGUUGGCUGGACCUUCCUGCUAUAAGCACAAGUUGA
Messenger RNA from Cylicocyclus nassatus, 457 nucleotides. The record is from the annotation of a GenBank genome assembly. NCBI's taxonomy places the organism in Eukaryota, Metazoa, Nematoda, Chromadorea, Rhabditida, Strongylidae.